UCAUUGUUUAUGAAUGUUAGUUACAAUAAAAAAUGAAACGUUUGUUUUAAUCAGUUAUUCUAGUGCCGAAAGUAAAUAAGUACAAUGAUUAAAGCAAUUUUAGUGUUCAAUAAUCAUGGAAAACCAAGAUUAUCCAAAUUUUAUCAAUAUUUCCCUGAAGACAUGCAACAGCAAAUAAUCAAAGAAACUUUUCAGUUAGUGUCUAAGCGUGACGAUAAUGUAUGUAAUUUUCUGGAGGGAGGCAGUUUAAUAGGUGGAAGCGAUUAUAAACUAAUUUAUCGACACUACGCCACUUUAUACUUCGUGUUUUGUGUGGAUUCGUCUGAAAGUGAAUUAGGAAUAUUGGAUUUAAUUCAGGUGUUCGUUGAAACUCUAGACAAAUGUUUUGAGAAUGUGUGUGAACUCGACCUCAUAUUUCACGUUGAUAAAGUUCAUUACAUUCUAAACGAGCUCGUCAUGGGUGGUAUGGUCUUAGAAACUAACAUGACUGAAAUAUUGACUAGGAUAGAAGAUCAAAACAAACUAGAGAAACAGGAGGCUGGGAUAGCGGCAGCCCCUGCUCGUGCUGUUUCAGCUGUGAAAAACAUGAACAUUCCUCAACAAAUCAAAGAUAUUAAACUGCCUGAUCUCCCGCAAGCGAUUAAAGAUCUUAAAUUCUGACCUCAAGUCGCGUCUCAGUUUCACAACAUUGAUAUAACUUCAUUUCAUUUACCCUCAGACUGCAAAUCUCUGUUGGAUGAACCUUCCUCAGCAAAAUAUACCUGAUCCCGCAUUUUAAUCAUCAUCGUGCCCGUUUUAGUUAUGAGUGUAACAAGACUUUCAUAUACCAUAUGUGUAAAUAAAUACCUAAUAAUAGAAGAUAAUAGCAAUUUAUAUAUUUUUUGUUAUAUUCUCAUUAAAAGUUUUAAAUAAAAAAAAAGUUAUUUAUAACUAUUGAUUUAUACAAUAUAUUAUUUUCUUAAUGAUAAUAAUAAACGAAGAGCUGAGUGAAA
This is a messenger RNA of Zophobas morio, 992 nucleotides long. RefSeq names its product AP-3 complex subunit sigma-2 (gene or). Gene Ontology annotation, biological process: intracellular protein transport; Golgi to vacuole transport. The coding region runs from base 85 to 660 and encodes 191 amino acids. The transcript is spliced from 4 exons. Gene Ontology annotation, cellular component: membrane coat; AP-3 adaptor complex; intracellular membrane-bounded organelle. The record is from RefSeq and is a predicted model, not a curated record. NCBI's taxonomy places the organism in Eukaryota, Metazoa, Arthropoda, Insecta, Coleoptera, Tenebrionidae.